Messenger RNA from Vairimorpha ceranae, 501 nucleotides. RefSeq names its product protein kinase. The transcript has a single exon. The record is from RefSeq and is a predicted model, not a curated record. Gene Ontology annotation, molecular function: zinc ion binding; nucleic acid binding. The coding region runs from base 1 to 501 and encodes 166 amino acids. NCBI's taxonomy places the organism in Eukaryota, Fungi, Microsporidia, Nosematidae.
AUGAAAAAUUACAAAGUUUUUAAAAAUAAAUACAUCCUUAUAGAAGAUAUAAAAGGAACACACCAACCUUUUCAUAAAGAAUACACAAAACCACCACAACUAUCACUAAAUAGUAAACCUUUAGGAUGUCCAUUUCAAGAAAAUAAAAAGUUUAAACCAAGCAGUAAAAAAAGAGGCCCGAAAUCUGGAUUUUGUGAAGUUUGCUAUAAUAAAUUUACUGAUUACGAUUUACAUGUAAGGGAAUAUGAACAUAGAGAAUUUGCUAGGGAUUCUAAUAAUUAUAAAAAAAUUGAUCAUUUUAUUUCUACGACUAAAUUUUCAAGUGAUGAAGAAUGUGAAAUUUCUAGUUCACCAUUGGGAAGAUUUACAAGUUCAGCACAAGUUUGUGAUUUUGAGCCUGUUUAUGACAGAAUAUUACAUUUAAGUAGAAUAAGCACAGAUAAUAGUGAGAAUUUAAAUGAUGUUGUAAAUAUUAAAGAAUGGCUUAAAUCACUAGAAUAA